AUGUGCCCGGAGGAGGGCGGCGCGGCUGGGCUGGGCGAGCUCCGUUCCUGGUGGGAAGUCCCGGCCAUCGCGCACUUCUGCUCGCUCUUUCGCACAGCGUUCCGCCUGCCGGACUUUGAGAUCGAAGAGUUAGAAGCAGCUCUUCAUAGAGAUGACGUGGAGUUUAUCAGUGACCUGAUCGCCUGCCUGCUUCAGGGCUGCUAUCAACGAAGAGAUAUCACGCCACAGACAUUCCACAGCUACCUAGAGGACAUCAUCAACUAUCGCUGGGAGCUGGAAGAAGGGAAACCUAACCCAUUGAGAGAAGCAAGUUUCCAAGAACUGCCUCUUCGCACUCGUGUGGAGAUCCUACACCGCCUAUGUGAUUAUCGGCUAGAUGCAGAUGAUGUCUUUGAUCUUCUCAAGGGUCUGGAUGCAGAUAGUCUCCGUGUGGAACCACUGGGUGAAGACAAUUCUGGAGCACUGUAUUGGUAUUUCUAUGGAACACGAAUGUACAAGGAAGACCCUGUACAAGGAAAAUCCAAUGGAGAACUCUCUCUGAGCAGAGAAACUGAAGGACAGAGAAAUGUGUCAAAUGUUCCUGGAAAAACAGGAAAAAGAAGAGGAAGACCCCCCAAACGGAAAAAAGUUCAAGAGGAGAUUACAGUGAGUGAAAAGCAAGAAGAAAACUCCUUAGCAUCUGAGCCGCAGAAAAGAAAUGGGUCCCAAGGGCCAGGCCAAGGAACAUGGUGGCUCCUUUGCCAAACAGAAGAAGAAUGGAGACAGGUCACUGAGAGCUUUAGAGAGAGGACCUCCCUACGAGAAAGGCAGCUCUACAAGCUCCUCAGUGAGGACUUCCUGCCUGAGAUUUGCAACAUGAUUGCUCAGAAGGAGAAGGAAACUCCUGUGCUUACCAGAAUAGAAAAACAAAAGCUCAAAGAGGAGGAAGAAGAACGUCAAAUACUUCUAGCAGUGCAGAAGAAGGAGCAGGAACAGAUGCUAAAGGAAGAGAGGAAGCGGGAGUUAGAAGAAAAGGUCAAGGCUGUGGAAGAUCGAGCUAAGAGGAGGAAGCUCAGGGAAGAACGGGCAUGGCUGUUGGCUCAAGGGAAAGAGCUCCCCCCGGAGCUUUCACAUCUGGACCCUAAUUCCCCCAUGAGGGAAGAGAAAAAGACCAAGGACCUCUUUGAGUUGGACGAUGAUUUCACUGCCAUGUAUAAAGUUCUAGAUGUGGUAAAGGCUCACAAAGAUUCCUGGCCCUUUUUGGAACCUGUGGAUGAAUCUUAUGCCCCUAAUUAUUACCAGAUUAUUAAGGUCCCCAUGGAUAUUUCAAGUAUGGAGAAGAAACUAAAUGGAGGUUUAUACUGUACCAAGGAGGAAUUUGUAAAUGAUAUGAAGACUAUGUUCAGAAAUUGUCGAAAAUACAAUGGUGAAAGUAGUGAGUAUACCAAGAUGUCUGACAAUUUAGAGAGGUGUUUCCAUCGGGCAAUGAUGAAGCAUUUUCCUGGUGAAGAUGGAGACACAGAUGAAGAAUUUUGGAUUAGAGAGGAUGAAAAGCGGGAGAAGAGACGGAAUCGCGCUGGGCGAAGUGGUGCAAGCCAUGUUUGGACCCGCUCCAGAGAACCUGACGGGCCUGGCAAGAAACAGCAACCUGUGGAGAAUGGAGGGAAGUCACUGCCCCCUGCACGCCGUCGUGCUUCCUCUUCUGGGGACGAUCAGAGCAGCAAUUCAACCCAGCCCCCCCGGGAACUGGGUGCUUCCAAUGGCCAAGGCUUUUCUCGUUCCCUGCAUUAUGGUGGGAUGCCCAGCCAGGCUCCUCUCUUAAAACAGAUGAGGCCAGCAGUACCAGGAGCAUUUGGCCCUCUUCAGGGAUCAGAUCCUGCCAACUUAUAUGGCUCCUCUAGGGUCCCAGAACCACACCCUGGAGAGGCUGUUCAACAGCAUCAACCCUUUCCUAUGCAGCCUCCAGUUGGAAUUAACAACCACCGAGGACCCAGGCUUGGAGCACCUGAAGAGAAGCAAGUGUGUGGGGGGCUGACACACCUUUCUAACAUGGGAUCACAUCCUGGAUCCUUGCAGCUUGGGCAGAUGGGUGGCCCCAGUCAGGAGGGAAAUAUGUAUCCCCCAGCUCAAUUCCAGCCUGGAUUUAUUCCUCCUAGGCCUGGUGGGGCUCUAACCCGACACCCAGACUUCCCUGAAAGCUCUGAAAUUCCUCCCAGCCACAUGUACCGAUCAUACAAGUACCUGAAUCGAGUACACUCUGCUAUCUGGAAUGGAAACCAUGGUGCUACAAACCCAGGACCCUUGGGGCCAGAUGAGAAGCCCCCGCUAGGUCCAGGACCCUCUCACCAGCCUCGUACUCUUGGUCAUAUGAUGGAGUCCCGAGUGAUGAGACCACCUCUUCCUCCAAACCAGUGGACUGAACAAUCAAACUUUCUACCUCAUGGAGUUCCUUCUUCAGGGUAUAUGCGACCACCCUGUAAAUCUACUGGACAUCGAUUACAGCCUCCAGCCACAGUGCAUAGUUCUCUGUAUGGAGCACCCUCCCAGGCUCUGCGGGGGGUCCAAGGAGGGGACUCUAUGAUGGACAGCCCCGAGAUGAUUGCCAUGCAACAGCUUUCCUCCCGUGUUUGCCCACCAGGUGUGCCUUACCACCCCCGACAGCCCACUCCUCCCCAUUUACCUGGCCCUUUUCCACAGGUAGCUCACUCAGCAUCAGUAAGUGUAUCAGCCCCAAAGCCUGCCUUGGGGAACCCUGGGAGGACACAGGAUAACAGUGAAACAAAAGAGCCUGAGAAUGACCGAGCAGAGCCCUUGCCUGGGCUUGAGGACAAACCGUCAAGCAUUGGUGCUUCAGAGGGGGUGUACCUCAAACAACUACCUCACCCUAUACCUCCCCUGCAGACUGACUGUACCAGACAGAGCUCACCCCAAGAAAGGGAAACAGAGGGCCCAGAACUCAAAAGCGACUCUUCAGAAUCUGGAGAAAACUGCAGAGCAACCAAGGCCAAGAACACCUGGCCUUCAGAUAGCAGCUACAGCAGCCCAGUCGCCCAAGGAUGUAUGAGCGACCUCUCUACUGUGGCAGAGAGAGGGGCUGUACCUGAAAAUGGAGUGAUUGGUGAUGCAUCUCCUUGUGGAUCAGAGGGGAAGAGUCUUGGUGGUAGUGGUUCAGAAAAGCCUCUCUGCCCUAGAGGCAAAACAUUGCAGGAAACCAUGCCAUGUACAGGACAGAAUGCAACUACACCUCCCAAUCCAGAUCCCUGUUUAAUGGGAGGCCCUGUAAGCCAGUUUUCUCCACUGUAUAUGCCAAGCCUGGAAUAUCCAAAUUCAGCUGCACAUUACCACAUCAGUCCAGGCCUACAAGGUUUGGGCCCUGUAAUGGGAGGGAAAUCCACAGUAUCACAUCCUCAGCAUUUCCCCCCUAGGGGCUUUCAGUCUAACAACCCUCAUUCUGGCAUCUUUCCCCGAUACCGCCCUCAUCAAGGAAUGAGGUAUUCCUACCAGCCACCACCUCAGCCUUCCUACCAUCUCUAUCAGCGAACUCCUUAUUACGCAUGUCCACAGGGCUUUUCUGACUGGCAGAGACCUCUCCAUCCCCAAGGAAGCCCAAGUGGAACUCCAUUUACUCAGCCUCCCCCACCCAGGCCCCUCUUCUCAGAUAAGAAUGCCAUGGCCAGCCUACAAGGCUGUGAGACACUUCAUGCUGCCUUAACUUCCCCAAACCGGAUGGAUGCAGUAGCUAGUAAGGUUGUCCCAACUGAUGGGCAGAAUCCUGGUCCAGAGGAAGAGAAGCUGGAUGAAUCUAUGGAGAGGCCAGAGAGUCCCAAAGAGUUUCUAGACCUGGACAACCAUAAUGCAGCUACCAAGCGACAAAGUUCACUGUCAGCCAAUGACUACCUAUAUGGAACUCCUCCUCCUCCACCUCUGAAUUCAGGGAUGGGUUUUGGUUCAUCUGCUUUCCCACCCCAUGGUGUGAUGCUACAAACAGGGCCUCCUUAUACACCUCAGCGGCCAGCCAGUCACUUCCAGCCCAGAGCUUAUUCUUCCCCUGUGGCUGCUCACCCACCUCACCAUCCAGUGGCUGCCCAGCCUAAUGGCCUCCCUCAGGAGGGCCCUAUCUACCGCUGCCAGGAAGAAGGCAUGGGUCACUUUCAAGCAGUAAUGAUGGAACAAAUUGGCACUGGAAGUGGGAUAAGGGGACCUUUCCAGGAAAUGUACAGACCAUCAGGAAUGCAUAUUCAUCCUGUCCACUCACAGUCCUCUUUCCCAAAGACCCCAGCACCAGCAGCAUCGCAGGAAGAGCUGCCCCCACAUAAGCCCCCAACACUUCCUCUGGAUCAGAGCUAG
This is a messenger RNA of Orycteropus afer afer, 4326 nucleotides long. Its product is annotated as cat eye syndrome critical region protein 2. The coding region runs from base 1 to 4326 and encodes 1441 amino acids. The transcript is spliced from 19 exons. Gene Ontology annotation, biological process: chromatin remodeling. The record is from RefSeq and is a predicted model, not a curated record. Lineage: Eukaryota; Metazoa; Chordata; Mammalia; Tubulidentata; Orycteropodidae. Gene Ontology annotation, cellular component: CERF complex. Gene Ontology annotation, molecular function: protein binding.